Salarias fasciatus (jewelled blenny) is the source of this 1322-nucleotide messenger RNA. RefSeq names its product MAK16 homolog (S. cerevisiae) (gene mak16). Gene Ontology annotation, cellular component: preribosome, large subunit precursor; nucleolus. Gene Ontology annotation, biological process: maturation of 5.8S rRNA; maturation of LSU-rRNA. The transcript has 10 exons. Lineage: Eukaryota; Metazoa; Chordata; Actinopteri; Blenniiformes; Blenniidae. Bases 146 to 1075 code for a protein of 309 amino acids. The record is from RefSeq and is a predicted model, not a curated record.
GAUGGCGUCCCUCUGACGAUCCAUGUGAUUGAAGUGUUUGGAUUUUAAAGCUCCUCUUCACGUCAAAGUAACGGGGUUAGAGACCACCGGAGGAACGGGACGGUCUGCAUUGAAGCCACGAGCAGCUUCCGGUUAGGAGAGAAACAUGCAGCACGACGACGUCAUCUGGGACGUCAUUGGUAACAAACAGUUCUGCUCCUUCAAGGUGAAGACCAAGAGUCAGAACUUCUGUCGGAAUGAGUUCAACAUCACCGGGUUGUGUAACCGCUCGUCCUGCCCGCUGGCCAACAGCCAGUACGCCACGGUGCGCGAGGAGAAGGGUCAGUGUUUCCUCUACAUGAAGGUCAUCGAACGGGCCGCGUUUCCCGCCAAAAUGUGGGAGAAGGUGAAGCUCAGUAAGAACUACGAGACCGCUCUGGAACAGAUCGAUGAGAACCUGAUUUAUUGGCCUCGGUUCAUCCGACACAAAUGUAAACAACGAUUCACCAAAAUCACCCAGUACCUGAUCCGCAUGAGGAAGCUGGUGCUCAAGAGACAGAGGAAGCUGGUGCCCCUCAGCAGGAAGGUGGAGAGCCGGGAGCGGAGGAAGGAGGAGAAGGCUCUGAUCGCCGCCCAGCUGGACAACGCCAUCGAGAAGGAGCUGCUGGAGCGUCUGAAGCAGGGGACGUAUGGAGACAUCUACAACUUCCCCGUCCACGCCUUCGACCGCGCUCUGGAGCAGCAGGACGAGGACGAGGAGGAGGAGGAAGAGGAGGAGGAGGAGGAGGAGGAGGAGGAGGAGGAGGACGAGAACGUGGGACAGCGAGAGUUUGUGGCGGAGGACGAGGUGGAGGAGAGCGACCUGAGCGACUUCGAGGACAUGAACCAGCUGAAGACCAGCAGUGACGAAGAGCAGGAGGAGUCCAGCGAGGAGGAGGAGAUGGAGGAGGAGGCGGCGGCGGCGGCGCAGAGGAAGGCGUCGCGGUCUAAAGGGAAGUCUCCCGCCAACGGCUCCGCCCCGAGGAAGAAGCGAGCGUACGUGGAGAUCGAGUACGAGCAGGAAACAGAGCCCGCCCCCAAAAGCCGGACCACGUAGUGAAGCCCCGCCCCUCCGCAGUCAGUCAAAACAGGCGCCUGCUAAGCCCCGCCCCUCCGCUGUCAGUCAAACCCAGACUGCUGCUGAGGACACAGCUGCUGCCCUGGCUGUACCUAUGGACACGCCCCAUCCCUUGUUGCCAUGGCAGCAGGCUGAGGACCGAGUAAAAAUGUUCUGAAUGUACAUAAAAUAAAGUUUUCACAUUUUGAAUUUUUUUCCUCAUUUAUAAAUAUUGUGUUGAUUUUCA